Messenger RNA from Pecten maximus, 3545 nucleotides. RefSeq names its product protein mab-21-like 3. Bases 542 to 1678 code for a protein of 378 amino acids. Lineage: Eukaryota; Metazoa; Mollusca; Bivalvia; Pectinida; Pectinidae. The record is from RefSeq and is a predicted model, not a curated record. The transcript has a single exon.
GACGCGACGGGGUUUAACUCGUGUUUAACCAGGUAAUAAUAACAAGAAAGGGUUUAUUUCGUGUUUAAUAUGUUUACUACGUAAUAAUUGACCAGAUAGUAAGCGUUCGUUUGGAAUUUACCAAAAGCGAAAAUGAAAGUAACCGCUUGAUUUUCUCGGAACUCGAUACUUUUGUAACAGGGACCUCAACAGGGAGGAGGAUAUCUAUAUAAACGAUCAGAACGGGACUUUACCACUGUAUUCAACGGUUUAACACGUUGUUAACAGAUUGAUACCAUUCCGUACUUCUACACCUCCUACGGAUGACAGUCUAUAUUAAAAACUUUGACUGAAUCAAUGUACAAAGUGUACUUGCAUGUUUCUGGAAAGCAGAGAAGAGCUAAAAAUAGAUACACUUUAGUUGUCAGCUCUAUAAUUAGACGGAAAUCCCGGGAUAUCAAUAGGCCUAGCUAUCGCAGUGCUUGCUACUCACAUUCAACCGGUCUGUUCCCGAAUUGUGAAGGUAUACCUCGGCAGAUUGUAUGAACGUUACUAAAUAGCAAUGGAUAACACAAUUCUGAACCAUUUUUAUGAGAAUAAUGUGAAAAUGAGACGUGACGAAACAAAGAGGGUUACUAAAGAGGUGUUACCACUGGUGGACGAGUUACUAAGGUAUGUUAAUCAGAGAGACAGCCGAUUUCUGAUCCCAACAGUGAAGGUUGGGAGCUACCACACACAUCUCAAAGUAGAGAGGCCAGACGAGUUUGAUUUCAGUGUAAUCGUCGAUGUAGGGAAACUGUAUUGGUCAAACAAAUUUUGUCCAAGAAACUAUGACUUUGAUAAAUCUAAGAAAAAUAUAGAGAGCACGGCGAUUGCUCUACCAAACCCUCCUGCUGGCCAAUGUUUCAUUGAAUAUGGCAGUCUAGUAGCAAGGUGGGAUUCCGAAAGACUUAACGAUGGUGGAGCGAGCAUGACGUUUAAUAACGAUAUAGUGCCGAUCAAAGUUAAGAGAAGAUUCAAGGCUCUUAUAGCCGAGGCGGUGAACCAGCCGAAGAUGAGAAACCGUGUCACGGCAGAUCGUAUGUCUGAUUCCCCAGCAAUAACACUUUCCAUAACAUUUCCGAAUAUUAGCUAUCCAAUCAGCAUUGAUUUGUGCCCCAUGAUUGAAGCAAGUGUGGAAUUUAAAAAUGAAUUCAAUUGGCCAAUGCCAAUACAAGACCGAGAAUGGCCGUCAGAUCAAAAGAUUUCCUGUAUCAAGGAUAUCGGGAUACAUGUUGUAGCCAAGGCGCCAUUUUAUUGGACAUUGUCUUUUGCUGCAUGUGAAAAGGAGCUUCUGGAAAGCAUCGACGAAAACGGGACAUGCAGGAGGAAAUGCCUUCGUAUUCUGAAGACUUUAAAAGAAAAAACAUGGUGCAAUCAUAAUGCCAGAAAAGGUCUAACAUCAUACCACCUGAAGAACGUGCUGUUCUGGGAGUGUGAGUAUCACCCAUUAGAUACCGAAUGGCAGCAGGAACUAUUGGCGACCCGUGUGGAGUCAAUGACGUAUCGUCUGCUGGGUUAUCUCCAGAGGGGAAAUCUUCCACUGUACUUCCAUACCGGGGUUAAUCUGCUCUCCAGCAAGGAUAAAGACGUACUGCAGCAGGAAAUGAACAAUAUCGUGACUUUUCUCAAUCACCCGAGACUAUAUUUGCGUGGGUAAUUUUGUCAAUUAUAUGUAUUAUUUGUUUUCUUUACAGUAUAACAUGGACCAUUCAUUUUGUGUCUAAACUUUAAUUGUUUUCUUGGUUGCUAUGCAACAACGAAUAUUUUGUGUAUGUUUAUUGUUACAUUAUUGUUAACUAAGAUUAUAAUGGAAAUUGUUUUGUAAACUCCAAUAUUACGAAAGAAAGUACACACAAUAUUUCAUGUUAUAUAGUAUUAGUAUUACAUCUGGUCCGUUAAACUGGGCCUAUUUCAUGUCACUAAUAAACUAAACUUGUUUAAUAAUCUGCAUUAUUAUCAUAGCAUAACGUUCUUACCAAUGCGUAAUUUUAAAAUUAUUAAGAGAGCAGACGCAUACCCUCCCGGGCUAGUAAGGAAACGCAUACUCUCCCGGGCUGGUAAGGAAACGCAUACUCUCCUUGGCUGGUAAGGGAACGCAUACUCUCCCGGGCUGGUAAGAAAACGCAUACUCUCCUGGGCUGGUAAGGAAACACAUACUCUCCCGGGCUGGUGAGGGAACACAAACUCUCCCAGGCUGGUGAGGGAACACAUACUCUCCCAGGCUGGAAAGGGAACACAUACUCUCCCAGGCUGGUGAGGGAACACAUACUCUUCCAGGCUGGUGAAGGAACACACACUCUCCCGGGCUGGUGAGAGAACACACACUCUGCCGAUCUGGUUAAAGAACGCAUACUCUCCCGAACUGGUAAAGGGAACGCACACUCUCCCGGGCUGAUUAUAGAACACACACUCUCCCGAGCUGGUUACAGAACACAUACUCUCGGACUUGUUAUAGAACACAUACUCUCUCGGACUUGUUAUAGAACACAUACUCUCUCGGACUUGGUUUAGAACACAUACUCUCUCGGACUUGGUUUAGAACACAUACUCUCUCGGACUUGUUAUACAACACAUACUCUCCUGACUGGUUAUAGAACGAACACUCUCCCGGGCUGGUUACAGAACACACACUCUCCAUGACUGGUUACAGAACACACACACACACUCCAUGACUGGUUAUAGAACACACACACUCUCCAUGACUGGUUACAGAACACACACACUCUCCAUGACUGGUUACAGAACACACACACUCUCCAUGACUGGUUACAGAACACACACUCUCCAUGACUGGUUAUAGAACACAUAAUCUCUUGGACUGGCAUACUCUCCCAUGUAUGUAUCUCUUCUUACUGACCUUUAUGUAUCUUUUCUUACUAACCUUUAUGUAUCUCAUCUUACUGACACUUAUGUAUCUUUUUACUGACCUUUAUAUAUCUCUUCUUACUGACAUUCAUGUACCUCUUCUUUCUGAUGUUACUGAUAUAUAUCGUUUUCUCCACAGUUAUAAAUUGACAGUGUGUUAGAUAAGAUGCUUUAGUUAACGAUAGUAAAAAAUAGCGUACACGUAACAAAAUUAUUGUGUUCACAUAGUGUACACUUCGAAACCCACUUUUGAAAUAACAUUGUAAACAAUGUUCUUGAUUAUUCUUUAAUGAAAUAAACCACAUUUUAUCCUAAUGUAUUGUGUGUCUUUGGUACAAUUCUUUGGGACUGCAGGUGGGGACUGCUAGUUGAUUUUCAAUCCUCGAGGUCCAUUUUAACUUUCUUGUCACGUUUUAGUUCAUGUGAUUACAGUGUACUGACAGUUUUCUGAAUAUCGAGAUGUAUGCUGUAGUCUCAUUAAUUUUGACUCCACUGACGUAACUCUCAAUUUGCUUAGAAAGGUAUCCAUUGUAAGAUCAUUUCAGAUGUACUGCGUUUAUGUUUUUACUUAACAUGAUUAAAAAAAAGCUGAUGUUGUCUUUGAUUAUGAGAGAAACUUGCAGUAAAAACCAAGGAUCCAACGGCUAUUGAGGCACUAA